CCGUCACCUUAAAACUCCGGUCCGCGCUGUGAUUGGCUCAUUCAGUCCCAGCUGCUCCCACUGUGAACCAUGGCGGAGUCAGCAGCCCCGAGUCUGCGAACAGCGCUCGGAAAGUGCACAAAAACUUAACAACAUGUCGACGAGAAGUUGCUUUUUUACUCCGGAAUGUCUCCUUAGCGAUCACCGGGUGGAUGUUUAGCCGAAGGAGGCGCGUUUUUGCGGGGAAAGGGGCGAGAAAGUGCGGGAGAAAUGUGUUGUCAUCUUGGACUGAGUAGACUUGGAAAACAAACAUGGCUACUACUACUUCUUGCGGAUCUUUCCCUGAUUUGGACCACCGCUUCCCGUCCGGACUCGGCUUCUGAUCGGCUCUCAAUCGACAAUCUCCGGAACUAGCGGCGAACACUUUAAAACCGCGGAUUUACCGAUUUGUUUUGGUGCUUUUUAGCGCUAAAAUCGACGCAAGAAAUGGAGCCUGCACAUAAAGAGUUGCUGGAGAAAUUUUACCCGAACUUAGUGGAGGAUAUCACGGAUGCGGAUCGGCUCGUGGACACGCUGGUUCAGUCCGGAGCCUUGUCCCAGUCGGAAGGCUUCGAGGUCGGACACAACUGCUCGUCCAACUCGGAAAAAGUGGACCUUCUAUUGAAAAUACUGCUGAGGAAGGAAAGAGACUAUUUCUUGGAGUUUUGCACGGCUUUGGAGACGAUCAAUCCACGCUUGCAUUCGCUGAUCGUGAACGGGACGGGACCAGUGGAUCACACGACUGGCUCCACGUACAGCGUUCUGUCCACGAUGCCGUCAGACUCUGAAAGCAGCAGCUCCCUCAGCAGUUUAGGUACCCCGGCCCCAGCCUCGUCUCCGCCGCCCGCGCUCCUGGAGGGCCCCCUGGUGGUCAGCGAGAAGAUGGAGACCGUCCUGUUCCAGCUACGACAGGUGACGAGAGAGCGAGACGAACUACGCAAACGGCUGGCCCUGUCCUCGCCGGGGACCACCUUCGACGACUGCAGACCAAACUCCAAAACGGGCCACGAUUACGAGCGUCUGAAGCUGCAGUGCAUGAAGGCCAUGGCUGAUCUCCAGUCUCUUCAGAACCAGCACAGCAGCACUUUGAAACGCUGCGAGGAGGCCGUGAAGAAGGCAGAUUUUUACCACACCUUGCACAGUCGCCUGGUGAGUGAACACGCUCAGAUGAAGGAGGAGCUGGAGCUGGUGAGACAGGACAACAUGCAGCUGGUCCGAGAGCACAACCACGUGAAGCAGGCCUGUGAGGAUCUGAGGAGACUGCACGAGGAGGGCCAGAGGGAGGUGGCGGACAUGAGGAUACUGCACCAACAGGUGAUGAGAGAGGGCUCCUCGGAGGUUCUGACCAAACUGUACGACAGCGCCGUGGACAAGUUUGAGGCUUUGAAAACCGACUACGAGACUCUGAGGAAACGCUACAAUGACAACAUGGCGAGUCACAACGCAGACCUGAGCCGACUGGACCAGGCCGAGGAGGAGAACCAUCAGCUCCAAAAACAACUCGAGGUCCUUCUCAAGCAACGAGACGCUGCCUUCCACUACCAGCAGCAGUACUCAACUUCUAUACGCAGAUUUGACUCCACACAGCUGGAGUUAUCAAAAGCCACAGCUCAGUACAAAGAGCUGCAAAGGGAGAUGGAGCGGCUUCAGUCUGAGACCACCAGACUGAAAACCCAGCAGCUCAAAGCUCUGAAAGACUGUGACAAAUACAGAGAGGAGCGGGACUCUGUGAUGUGUGAGUACAGACUGAUCAUGAGUGAAAGGGACCAGGUGAUCAAAGAGGUGGACCGUCUGCAGACCGGACUGGAGACGGCCCAGGCCAAACUCAAGAACAGCUCGUCAGAACGAAGAGUGGCCAACGAGGAGCUGGAGGCGCUCAGACAGGAGUUGUCCUCUGCUCUGGUGGACCGUGAUCGUGCGAUCUGUGAGAAGAACGAGCUGCUGGAGAAAUACUGUGACGAGGUGAAGGACAAGGCCGAGACUCAGAAGGAGCUGAGCCAGGCCUGUAAAGACAUCGAGACUGUGAGGGAGGAGAGAGACGUCGCCAGAAAAGAGAGGACAGAGGCCAUAAUACAGAGAGACCAGCUGCUCAGGGAGUACUACCAGGCCAGACAGAAACAAGACUCGGCGACUCUGGACAUGGAGCGCGCGAAUAAAGAGAUCGAGAUAUUGAGGAAACAGUACGAGGCGAUCUCCCAGGAGCUGAAGGACGCUCUGCAGGAGGCCGAGGUCGCCAAGUGCAGGAGAGACUGGGCCUUUCAGGAGCGCGACAAGAUCGUGGCCGAGAGGGAGAGCAUACGGACUCUGUGCGAUAACCUGCGGAGGGAGAGGGACCGAGCUGUGAGCGAUUUGGCCGACGCUCUGAGAAACCUGGACGACACGAGGAAACAGAAGAACGACGCCGUCAGAGAAGUCAAAGAAAUCAAAGAGAAGAUGGAGAACCAGCUGGAGAAGGAGGCUCGGUUCCAUCAGCUCAUGGCUCACAGCUCCCACGACUCGGCCAUCGACACGGACUCCAUCGAGUGGGAAACAGAAGUGGUGGAGCUGGAGAAACAAAGAGACAUGGAUUUGAAGGCACUUGGGUUUGACAUUUCCGAGGGGGUAAAUGAUCCGUAUUUACCAGGAGACUGUGGAGUUUUUGUGAGUAAAGUGGACAAAGGAAGUAUCGCAGAAGGAAGACUGAGAGUGAAUGAUUGGCUCUUGAAAGUGAAUGACGUCGAUCUGACCAACAAGGACAGGAAGCAGGUGAUUAAGGCGGUGCUGAGCGGGGAGGGCGUCCUGAAUAUGGUCGUACGAAGGAGGAAGUCACUGGGAGGACGCGUCAUCACACCUGUUCAGAUCAACCUGACCGGAAGCAAAGAAAGUGGAAUUGGUUUAGAAAGUGGAGUUUUUGUCGCUACUUUGGCCCCCGGGAGUCCAGCAGCGAGAGAAGGAGCUCUGACCGUCGGGGACAGACUGUUAACUAUAAACGGAAUCGCUUUGGACAACAAGUCUCUGUCUGAGUGUGAAGCUUUAUUGAGAAACUGCCGGGAUGCUCUCAGUGUCUCUCUCGUAAAGAUUUUUCCUCAGAGCUGUUCAGGCCAGAGUUUAUUAUUCGAAAACUCCCGAGACUCCGAAAAGUCCGCGUCUCGUCUCCAGUCCUGCGACGUCCACUCUCGAAACUGCCGAAACUCCAAACACAACAACAACAACAACUGCCCCAAAUCGAACUGCCCCGGCAACAACGAAAACGGCUGCAACUGCGAACAAGACAGCAGCCACAGCAACCACUCGUACUCUAACAGUUUACAUUCUCGAUCUUUAUCUCACAACGUCGCUCCGGUUUCGCCCCAUAGUCCUUCAGAAACGCACCCGGAUUAUUGCUACAGAAGGCAAGACAUCCCGCAUCGACCAGUGGCGAAUUUUACUCAAGUUUCAUCCGAUUUUUCCCCUCCCCAAGCCAAUCUAGAACGAGGAAACUCGACGCAACCUACCGGCGGAACGUGGCCUAAAGUUAUUGUCGGCACGUCCGUCCCCGAAUGCACCUCUUUCAAUCUUUCUAUUUUCAAAAAACCCAAGCAGAGGAAAUCUAUAUUCGACAUCGCAGGCUUCAGGAGACCAGACGCUCCUCCCAAACUGGAUUAUCUCUCCUUAUCUCAAGUUCCGAAACACUCUCCGCAAAGUUCCAUUUCGGAAACUCCUCCCACGCCUCCGACCAGAAGCGAUUCGUUCAGAUUUAAGCACAGGCAGCAGAACAGCUCGGCGUCGGAUUCUACGAUAACGACCGGUACGCCCCCUACGUCGCCGACCGGUAUCGCGCCGGGAUUGCUCGACGGGGACAGGGAAAGAGAGCGGGAAGGGGAGCAGUUUUUUUCGGAUACGGGGGAAGGGAAGGGAGGCGGGAGAGCGGCGGAGGAGGAAGGGGGGAGGCACAGGGCGGAGACUCAAGCGCAGAGAGAGAGAGUGAGGAGGUACAGGCCCAAAUCUGCCCCGGCGUCGAGAAGGAACGUCACACCUCUGCACAUCCCCAUGCCCAUGCAGGUACAAAGUUUCUCGAAUGACGAGCACUCUCCCGAACCCACCGACAUUUUACGGUUUUCUCCCAUGAGGAGCAAUCGCUACAGCAUGCCCUUCUCCCCGCCGAACUACAGCACCAUCUCCGGACACCCAGCUCAGAGAGGCCUGUCCCCGUGCUCCGCCGUCACUGCAGUGAUGAGGAACCCGGUGUACACGGCCUGGAGCCACGAAGUCCAGAACAACAACUGCCCCUCGGCCAACAACUCCACUGCCCACUCACACACGAGCCCUCAGCACCAGGGAGCUCUGAGUUUGGAUCUGAGUCACAAACGCUCUGGAGACGUGAGCGAGAGCAGCGCCUCUCACAACUCCAACUCUCUCCCCUCCAGCAGCAGGACAGGCGCUUCUGCGGGGCAGUUCAAGAGAAUUAAAAUCCCUCCAGUUCGAUAUCCGCGCUCCUCGGGUUCAGACAGAGGCUCCCGGUCUCACUCCGAGUGCAGCAGCCCCACCCCUCCCAUCUCUCCUGUAAACCUGGACACGUCCUCGUUCAGCAGCAGCCAAUCACAGAGCUCCAUUUCACCUCAGCCCAGAAUCUCCGUGAGCCCGGCCUCUCUGUCGGACAAGAGGAAAGACGGGCCGUACCUGGAGGAGCCUCGUAACGUGACGGUGCAGAAGGGGGCGGAGCCUCUGGGCAUCUCCAUCGUGAGCGGGGAAAACGGCGGCGUGUUCGUGUCGAAGGUGACGGCGGGCAGCAUCGCCCACCAGGCGCGGCUCGAGUACGGAGACCAGCUGCUCGAGUUCAAUGGGAUAAACCUGAGGAAUGCAAACGAGCAGCAGGCGAGGCUCGUGAUUGGACAACAGUGUGAUACAGUCACUAUUUUAGCCCAGUAUAAUCCUCACAUGUUCACACUGGGCAACCACUCACGAUCAGGUUCUCGCAUGGAGUCGAUCAGUAACCAGCCCACUCCUCAGGACAGCGCCGCCUCGACCCCGGACCGGCUCUCGUCCUCUGAGGCUCUGAGCGAACAAGACGAAGGAACCAUGACUCCGCCCUCCAAACAGACCACGCCCGCCACCAGCCCCAACAGCUCCUUCAGACUUGGCUCAGGCCCUCACAGGUCGGCAGAGGUGAGGGUGGUGAGGCUGAGGUGGGUGCAGGGGGACCUCGGGGUGCAGCUCUGCGGAGGGAACAUCUCUGGAGUGUUUGUGGAGAGUCUGGACGAGGACAGCGCCGCCAAGUGUCCGGAGGGACUACUGCCCGGAGACCUCAUACUGGAGUACAAUGGCGUCAGUAUGAAAAACAAAACUAAAGAGGAGGUUUAUCUGGAGACGCUGAAAUCUGCAGAAAACGCCACAUUUAAGGUUCAGAACUGUGUGGACGAGCUCCCCACUGUGAGAGAAGGACCUGGAGACGGGUUCUUCAUCAGAGCACUUUACGAGCGCAUGGCGGAGGUGGAGCCGGAGCUGAGUUUUAAGAAAGACGAUAUUCUUUAUGUGGAGGACACUCUGCCCAAUGGGAACCUGGGAUACUGGUCGGCAUGGCAACUGGACGAGAAGGCCCAGAGGCUGCAGCGAGGACAGGUCCCCAGCCAGUACAUUAUGGACCAGGAGCUGUACCGCAGACACACCCCCGACAGUAAAGACGACAACAGUAAAAGUCUCUCUGCUGCCGCUCGACGCUCGUUCUUCCGACGGCGACAGAAACACAAACGCAGCAGCUCCAAAGACGGAAAGGACAGCGUGGGCCUGGACUCCAUCAGCACAGAGUCUUUCCCCAUCACAGAGGAUGGCAUGUGUCUCGUGUACCAGCGCGUCCUGAAGGUGGAGCCGUUGAGCCCUCGUCCUGUGCUGAUCCUGGGUCCGCUGGUGGAUCCGUGUAAAGACCAGCUCGUCAAAGAGUCCAGCGCCAAGUUCUGCCGCUGCCCGCCUGAGGUGAUGAAGGCGUCUCAACAGGCCAUAGAGCGCGGCGUUCAGGACUGUGUGUUCAUCGACUACAAACGGAGGAGCGGACAUUUCGACGUGACGACUGUAGCCACGAUCAAAGAAGUCACAGAAAAGGACUGCCACUGUCUUCUGGACAUCGCUCCUCACGCCAUCGAGCGCCUCCACACCGUUCACAUCUACCCCAUCGUCAUCUUCAUCCGCUACAAAAACGCCAAACAAAUCAAGGAACAGAAGGACCCUCUUUACCUCCGGGACAAACUCUCACAGAAACAUUCCAAAGAACAGUUCGACGCCGCUCAGAAAGUGGAGCAGGAGUUUGGGCGCUUCUUCACAGGUGUGGUCCAGGGCGGUAGCGUGUCUUUCGUCUGCUCUCAGAUCCUCAGUUUGGUGGAGCAGGAGCAGAGCAAAGUGCUGUGGAUCCCGGACGGACCUCCAUAACGGAAAAACAACAACAACAAAAAAAACAUUCACCCCCCUCUCAGCCAAUCAGAGCCUCUCGUCAGAUCACAUGACUCUGUUUAUAUUUAAAUUAUGAUCACGGUACGACUAAUUACUACGUCAUGUUUAACGCCACCGUAGAAAACAAAACGAUAAAGGUGCGUUGUGUGACUUUUCUGGUGGAAGGUACGUCAAAUGUUUCUCCAUGGAGAUUUAAAUUGCUUUGUUGAAUGUUUCACAGUACGGCAUUAAACUUUUCUGUCUUCGAACUAUUCUAUUUCCAAAUCAGACCAAGUUACAGGUCAGGUCUGUGGAGAGGCGGUCAGAAAGCCUGUUUUUCUAAGUAUUUUUGAGCUAAAAAAAAAAAAACAUUUGAAAUUGAAUAAAUGUAAGGUAGAGAUGUUUAAUGUCACACUGUGGAACAUUCCAGGCAGAGCAAUGACAUAUCCAUAGAAACAAGAAGGCGACGGAGGCUCUAACAGAAAAGUUACGCAAUGCACCUUUAAAGGGUUGAGAAUCAAAUGGAAAAAAAAAAGUGAGAGCAAAAAAGCAAAAAUGGUUCAUAGCUAAUAACAUGUGCUCCUACUGGUUUAAUGCAAUCACUAUUUAAAGACAUUUUUUAUCAUAUACUGGGACACAUCAUAUCAUAAGGAGCACUUUUUAAUUAAUUUUUAGCUGAUUUUAGUUGUAGAAUCUGGCAACCCUGCUUUCUGAUUGGAUUAUUAGCUGAAUUCAAUCUAAACGCAAAACGUAAACAACGAUCUUAUGAAAUGUUUUUGUAAUAAAUAUGAAUAAAGCAGCAUUAUAAUUUGAUUUUAACUUGUUUACUUCAUAUUUUAGUACACAGAUAUGAAAUAAUUGAUAAAAAAAUCUACAUUUGUUGCUACAUCUGUUAAACGAAAGGCAAAACUAACACAACUCCAGACAAUUACGACAAAACGCAGCUGCUGUUUUCGUUAUUAGCGCUCAUCAUUUCCAAAACGUUUGACAUUUUUAAAUAAAAUCGCUUCCUUUUAAUUCUCAGCCCUUCACUUUUAGCACUGCUGACUUCACUCCACUAAAAUACUUUACUGAGAAUAGACUUGUUUACAAUAGAGAUGAAAACAAACACGGGACUGUCAAUAAAAGUGGAAGAAAGCGUUUAGGUUAGCUCCGAAGGUACUGUUAGCAUUAGCAUUAGCAUUAGCUCCAAAACAAAAACGGGAUUCUUGCUUUUAUAAUUUCAACUAAAUAAUUGUCUGAAUAUUUAAAGGUUUAAUCCAGAUUUGCUGAACAUUUUAGUCUCGUGAGCGCUAUGCAGUAAUACAACUGGGAAAACUUUGAAAUAGUAAAGUUAGCAGUUGUGCUACCAGUUGUUGCUAUGACGACAUGCUACAAAUAUGCUUCCUCUUCUUACAUAUUUAAUUUUUUCGUGUUUGUUUUUCUCUGACAAAUCAUUUUUUUAUUGGUACGCCAUUAUUUAAACCUGCAAUCAUUUUAUUUUAUUUUUUAUGAUAGUUUUUCACAAAUAAGGCCAAAGUAUUUUCUAGCAUAGUUAGCACCGAUUGAAGCUACAUGCUAACUUAGCCCUCACUCCGUUUACUGUAGCGUCAUCUUUUUCUUUCUGUCUUGUUCGGUUUAUUUUCAGAUUUGCUUGUUGCUAAUUAUAAUAUUUUUAAAGCUACACUAUGUAACUUUUCUGUCACCUGAUUUUAUUGUAUUAUUAUUAUAUCUUUUAAAAUGCCAAAAUCUUUAUCCACUUUUAUAGACAGUCUUGGGCUAGGACACUUACUUGAAUAAUUGUCAUAGAAUUUUAACGGACCACGUGAAGUUUUAUAAAUAUAACUACACAAUAUAUUAAAAACCGUUGUUGAAAUCUGAAUAGGACCACUGUACUCAUGUUAUUUUUGUAUAUCCUGCCAUAUUAAUUUAUAUUAUCACAAAGCUUAUACCUGUAGCUGUGUAGUUUUUAAAGACUUAUAUUAUAUUUUCAUUUAUUCUUAUUUAUAGUGGAGGAAUCAGGGGCUAUAAAGACUUGUAUGUUAUAAUUUUCGUUCAGCAUUUCAACUAUCGUGCCAAGAAGGAAAUAUAUAUAUAAAAUAAGUCCGUGUAACAACAUUUUAACCAUACCUGCUGAUAAAGAAGGGAUGUCUUGGUAUAUUUUGUUGUUUUUUUUUUAUUUUUAUUUUGGUGGGAUAAUUCACUUUACCACUGGGAUUCUUUGUCAAUCUCUAUAAUACAUUUCAGAUUUAACUUUUAUUAACUGUCCAACUGUCAAUGAAGGUUCGAAUUUCUACAAAAGAAUAAAAAAAU
Messenger RNA from Boleophthalmus pectinirostris (great blue-spotted mudskipper), 8688 nucleotides. RefSeq names its product disks large homolog 5-like. Gene Ontology annotation, molecular function: protein binding. The coding region runs from base 466 to 6396 and encodes 1976 amino acids. Lineage: Eukaryota; Metazoa; Chordata; Actinopteri; Gobiiformes; Gobiidae. The record is from RefSeq and is a predicted model, not a curated record. The transcript has 33 exons. Gene Ontology annotation, biological process: regulation of apoptotic process.